This is a messenger RNA of Daphnia pulex (common water flea), 738 nucleotides long. RefSeq names its product hepatitis A virus cellular receptor 1-like. The transcript has a single exon. The record is from RefSeq and is a predicted model, not a curated record. NCBI's taxonomy places the organism in Eukaryota, Metazoa, Arthropoda, Branchiopoda, Diplostraca, Daphniidae. The annotation marks the transcript as partial.
ACUCCAACAACCACUACUACACCAACAACCACUACUACACCAACAACCACAACGACUCCAACAACCACUACUACACCAACAACCACUACUACACCAACAACCACAACUACUCCAACAACCACUACUACACCAACAACCACUACUACUCCAACAACCACUACUACACCAACAACUACUACUACUCCAACAACCACUACUACACCAACAACCUCAACUACUCCAACAACCACUACUACACCAACAACCACAACUAAAUCAACAACCACGACUUCACCAACAACCACAACUACAACCACAACUAUUCCAACAUCCACAGCUAAUCCAACAUCCACAACUACACCAACAACCACAACAUUUCCAACGACGACCACAACUACAACAACUUCCACAACUAAACCAACCACGACAACAACAACUUCCACAACGAAACCAACAACGAGUCCGACAGCAACUUCAACCACGAUCAAAACAACAACCCCUGCUACUACAUCUACGACACCGUCGUCAAGCAGCCAAACCUUUUCCUUUCUCUCCUUGUCGCUUGUUUCAGUCAGUUUCCUGGUCAGCUUAACGAUUGGACAGCAUUAAUUCACAUACCAUUAACCGAAUCAUUGAGUUUAUGAACAACGUGUGUACUACAAAUACCUUACAAAAUUUUAGUUUCGGUGUCAAAUUUCCUAUUUUAAUUUGGGUGUAUAACAUAUUGUACUCAUGAUCGAGCAAUAAAUAAAACAUUAU